AUGGCCAGCGGAGAGACGUUGAGACAGGUCCUCCAUGUCCCCGAUCGUUUUCAAGAUCUCAAACCUAAUAGACAACUUCCUAUCCCAAGCUUUGUGAAUAUAGAGGUGCCGACACAGUCCAAUGAUCUCCUACCUUACGACACUCGCACAUGCUUCAGUACCGAGGAGGCUGAGACUGAUGAUGAAAUACUCUUCGAGUGCCUUCGAACACGGCCCAUACCCAGCACGGAUUGGCGCGAAGAAAUGGAGGAGAACCUCUCAAAUGCAUUGCGGAAUGGAGCAAGAUCAAUCAAAGAUCCUCGAUUCCUGGGGCCGCGUUUACCACUCUGGGCCCUCACAUACUGGAAGGAUAUCAGUGCUAUCGCAUCAAUGCACUCACGGUGGGCUGCAGCGUUGGGCUGGUUGCAAUCGCUCAUCGUCAGAGGAACAAAAACAAACAGCAUCCACGGCGCAGACCAGGCCUUCGUCAUGUUGCACGGCAUUACCUGGUCUCAGUACUGGCAUGUCAUCGGUGGUGGUGCCAACGUCGAAGAUCUUACCCCGUUGCUCGCAAAUAACUCGUGGCUAGCCAGCGAGCACAUCAACGCUGCGAUGUGUCGGCUCUCGUGGCGGGUGAACCUGGAUCUUGAGCUAUCAAAAUCUGUCAUCAUCGCUCCAGUGCACUUUUCCGACACCAUCAAGGGCGUGUAUAGUGGACGAAAGCGACCGCAAGCCUUACCUGCUUACUUGCAGUGUUAUACCCGAUUCUUUCACGAAGGAACGCGCCCGGUAUUCUAUUUCCCGGUCAAUCUCAGCGACAGCCAUUGGAUCGCCAUACGCGUUGAUUUUGAAGAGGAGACGAUCAGCUAUGAACGACCUGAGGAGAUAAUGGAGCCUUUAACGCGAUGGCUGAAGUACGAGUUCAAUGGCUCCAAGUUCAAAGAGCUUGGAAAUACUUUACCUCACGGAGUACAGGAAGACAGCUCAUCAUGCGGGAUAUGCACAGUCAAUACAAUCGCACACAACCUCUUUGGUGAACCGCUCUUCAAGCAUAAGGAUCGUUUGAAGCAUCGUAUAUCCUUAUUCAUAGAUUUAAGCGAUCAUCAGAUAACCCUUGAAACUCCCGCAAGAGCUGUCGCCUCUCAACGGCUUGAGAACUUCGACGUCAAUUGGGGAGACUACAACUUUGGCGGAACAACAGACAUUGCACCAGCAACGGAUAUUAUCAGCUCGUCUAUUACCCCUCACUCAAGCAGCAAUACGUCCGCUGCAGCUCCAUCCAACCUCAACAAGCAGAUGACUGGCGAAACGCUCACUGCUGGUGCACUAGCGCCUGACGCUGGUAUUUCAGGCAUUGCAGAUAUUCCUGUACCGUCUGAGGCCGUUCGUCCCCUCCCCUUCGAGCUUGAGGACGAAUCUUCGAGUCUCGCCGAGUCUCGCAAGCGAGGGUUAUCUUUAUCUGUGAAUGUUUCGCUCAUUCAGCCAACAAAGAAGCGAUUAAAGCCCAAGCCAUCACCCAACGAGCAGUCCCCUCUACUACCCUUCCAGCCUCCUCCUAUCCAAGUUGUAGAUAACACACCUCUUCCGCCAUCAGAUUCUCGCAAGCGGGGGUUAUCAGCCGCAUCUGCAGCGAACGCAGUCAGUAAGCCCAAGAAGCAGCGAAAGCGAGGACAAUCAGCUACUAUCACUGAUAAUGCUGCUGAAACGGAGGAUGAGGAUGGAGGCAGUCCUACUCGCGGACCCAAGCGAUCAGCCCUUAACGAGAAAGAACUGCGAAACCAUAUGAAGGCUGGGACUCUGAUCGUUGAUCCUGAGAGGAAGGAGGUCUACGACACGAAAAUCAAGGAACUUGACCCAGUAGCCAUCCUGGAGUAUGGGAAGGCGUGGUCGGUCUGCUGCUCACAUUGUCGCGAUACAAUCCUGCAAAAAGGUCCUUAUGAUACGUGGAAGUUCAAGAACCAUAUCGAAAAGAAAUGCAGGGGAGAGGCGAACACGAACCAGGUUACUGGUUACUUCCAGCCCAAGCCGAAGUCAUGGAAAGUCGACAAAGGGGAGGAGAUGCAGCCACAAAUACAGCCGCCCGUAGCAUUCCCAUGCAUGGGAAUCUCCGAAAGAACUGAUGAAAAGGUGGGCACGUAUCUUCGACGCUCGGGAGAUAUUGGCGGUGGGGGAACGUCUCCACACGAUCUUUCUAUGAAACGCUUCAAGGUCCCCUACUCCGAUCUCAUCGACACCGACAAAAUCAUAAUCGACGCGAUUCGAAACCAUGGACUUGCCUGGCUUAACUAUCACGAGCAAUCCCGUGUCUUUGCUGCUGACUGCCAGAGGCUGAUUUCUGACUCAGCAUAUCGUUUGCAAGGGAUGUGCCCAGCGUGCUCAAGUGUCUACCUGUCUCCCGAGUUUCAAAAGGCGAUCAAGAUAAAAGAACCCAAGGCGCACGAUUACAAGUACAACAACAAGCGUUACCAGAAUAGACAGCUUGGACUCUUCUAUUCCCGCGUCAAAGGUCUUCGAGAGUUCUAUGAGAACGACGCAGUAAAAUCCGCCGCUGUCAAGUUUGCGCUAGGUGUUAUGAAGGGUGGGCUCGCAAACAGGAAAGAGGCAAUUGGAAUUCUUGAGGCAAUCGUCGACGCCAAUGAACGCAAAGAGAAGGGCAAAGGGAUGCAAAAUAUGCGUUAUUCUAAAGAGCUGAAGGGGCUUGCGGACCACUUGGCCAUGUCUAGUCCCGAAGGAUACCGUAGAUUAUCUCAGUCGCUCCAGCUUCCAAGUACACGGUACUUUCAGCUUGAGCGGGCUAAGGAGCCGCGCUUUCCAUGUGGAAUUGACGACCGAAACAUCAAGAUGGCGGUUAAUUAUCUCAAGUCUGUGGGUGUAGAUGUUGCAAGCCUUAGCUGUGACGAUACAAAACUCCACCCUUCCUUACGAGUUUUCUGGGAUGUUGAACAUCAAGGACAUGUAUUAGUCGGGAGCAGCGAGGAGCCCAGACUCGUUGCCAAUCCCGCAGAACUUGAGGAGGCUCUCAAGGAACUCCAAGGCAAGAAAGCUACAAAACUUCGUAUAUGGUGCUUGCAGGUACCGCUCCCUAAUAUCCCUCCGAUUAUCAUUGCUGCAAAGGCGAUCUCUGAGAGCGUCCCUGCUAAGAAACUCGCUCCCCUUUCCAUUCGCCUCAUUCGCGGGCUUACCGAGAACGGGACCAAGGUUGUGUCAUAUGCCUGCGAUGGUACUGAGACAGAACGAGUUGUUCAACGUCUUAUAACCGAGGCUGCUGACGACUACUGUACCUACACUAUCAAGAAUCCAAUACCAGGACAGGAAGAUUUUGUCCUCAAGAUUGCCAGGUUCAAUGGCCAGCCAGUCGUUAUGAUCCAAGACUCAAAGCACGCGCUCAAGACUUGCCGCAAUAACAUGAUAUCUGGCGCUCAUGUUCUCGUCUUGGUCAACUACAUUGUUAUGUACUCAUAUGCUCACGACCUUGCUUCAAAAGAUGGACCGCUCUAUCGUAACGACGUCGAGCGCCUUGAUCGACAGGACGACCGAGCUGCAACACGUCUCUUCUGUGCUAACACUCUCGAGUAUAUCAUCAACGACAGCGAGAUGAAGGGCCGCCUUGGCCUCAUCGUCUAUCUCUUCAUCUGUGGAGAGCUCGUUGACGCUUACCAGAGCAGACAUAUCAGUCUCGAAGAGCGCACUGUCAUGCUACUUCGGGCAAAGCAGUUUCUUCUUGUGUGGCGAGAAUUUCUACGUGCCAUGGGCUAUCCAGAGCACCGUUACUUCAUAUCUCUUCAAGCCUUUAACAUUCUCAACAUGCUCGCCGACGGUCUCCUUGCUCUUAUUUUGGUGUACCGGGACUACAUCUCCGUCGAUACUGAUUUCCCUCUUUUACCGUGGCUUCACUCGAGCGAAGCUUGUGAGCACAUGUUUGCAGAGCUUCGCAAACUUCUGAAGGAUUUCACUUACCUGGACUUCAUCUACAUGCACCCAAAACUCCUGCGGAUGACACGAUCUGCCUUAAAGUCCUACGACGCUGAGGAAGGAAAUCCGUCAGGAGCAAAACUUGGAUACCACCACACCCUCUUUGACAGCAUCCGGGUUGAUCUGCCACGUCUUGCUACAUUCCCAUCCGAUUCGCAGAUAGACGCGUGCUCCGAGAAGGCAUGGGAAGAGGUUGACAGUUUAUUCAUGCGCCUUGGUCUCUCGCCGGCCGAAUUUCUUGGGGACCACACUGAGGAGACUUUGAGGCUUCCGAGUAUCAGGUCUUGGUUUACGUCUGAAACAGAUCCCGACGAGCCCUUGUCUACCGAUCCAUUGGCACACGACAAAGCCGUAUUGGAACUCGAAGAAACCGAUUUUAUUGAAGAGUAUACCAGCUUGCCUUCUUGGGACGAUAAUCUAGAUGACGACGCUGAGGAAAUGCUAGCUCUCACAUACGCAGCAUCUGCGCUUGGCUUAGAGAAGUCAAAAUUUGCCCAGGAAACACCGGACCUCACGGAUGAGGAACGUCAUCGGAACGUGGAGGAAGAUCAACAGCAUGUCAUACAGGCUAUUCAACAAGCAGGUCGCAUCUCUCUGCCGCAGGUCAAGUUGGUUGAUGAAGAACAUAUUCACGCGUCAGAUGACGUUGUAAACAUUCACGAGUCACUCAAUUUCAUGGUUCUCGUCGAGAUGAGACGCCGCCAUGAGCCUCAUUGGGCCAAGAAGUGCACUCGCACGUCGGCCAGAGCGUACAACGAGGACGAAAACGAAACGUUUACAGAGGCAGACAAAACUCGAACUCAAAUCGCUCGCAGAAUGCAGGAGAUCUUACGUGCGCACAACAUAGAUGAACAGGCACUUCGAGUUUCGACAGGUCUUGUACGCCAAGUACACUGGAGGGGACAGUCUCAGCCCACAGGUAAUGCCCUCAAUGCAAGAUUAACGGCUGGUUCUCGGGCAGCAGCAGUGGUCACACAGCGUACACGGGCUUUUGCUGCCAGUGGUGCACCUCAAGCACAAAAUCUCGGAGAUGCUGGUGUAGGCUCAUCGACCGUUGUCGGACGAACACUAUACCCACUUAAGGCAGAGCGGUACGGCUUUGUAUUCAUUGAUGGCCAAGUGAUGGUAGGGAAAGCUGUCUACUGUCAAGGCGGCUCGAGCAACACGCCCCAUUCAUGGGUCGAGGCUGUCGACAGUAUCGGACGCGUCUCUUAUCUUGUUCUGCAAGUUUUCCAGUAUAUCAUGAAGAAACUGCGGAGGUUCCGAGCAAUUCACCAAGCACCCGCCGGAGAAUCUCCUCUACCUCAAGCGUGGCGCUUCGCGCACCUUCCGUCCAUUCAGUUUCUGCAAAUUAUGCCCGGGAAUGUGACUAUGUCCAUUGAUCUUCGCACACUCGACAUCACAGAAGACGCUCUUCGACGGUUUCAAGGGCUAGUUGACGAAACCAAGGCACUGGUCAAUUCAUUCAAAAUCUACAACGAACCUAAGACAACAGCUAAAGAUGGAAAGCCACAGGAGAAGCCGAGUGCGAGCAAGAGGAAGACGAAUGCUUCUACGCCCCUUCUCAAGUGCACAAGACGACCCUCUCCUCGGGCGAAGCCAUCAUGGUGUCGGAUCGACCGUCGAAUGGUACCAGGAGGAAACCUACAAGUUCCGCCUGUCUUCCGCGAGACGCUGCUCGAUCACUACACGCGCGAGAAGGGCUCCAUUUUCCCGUCGAGCUAUCACGAGUACCUCGUCGAUCUGCUCCGGAACAACGACCUGGACGACCUCUCGGUGUCCAGGCCGCGCACGCGGCUCGAGUGGGGUGUGCCGGUGCCGGGCGACCCGGAGCACACGAUCUACGUGUGGUUCGACGCGCUGACGGUGUAUCUCGGCGGGAUCGGGUUUCCGUGGGCGGGUGGGGCGGCGGAGGGCAGUGGGGCGGGGUCGGCGCCGGACGUGCAGGUGAUUGGGAAGGAUAUCCUCCGCUAA
Coniophora puteana RWD-64-598 SS2 is the source of this 5925-nucleotide messenger RNA. RefSeq lists its product as uncharacterized. The record is from RefSeq and is a predicted model, not a curated record. Bases 1 to 5925 code for a protein of 1974 amino acids. NCBI's taxonomy places the organism in Eukaryota, Fungi, Basidiomycota, Agaricomycetes, Boletales, Coniophoraceae. Gene Ontology annotation, biological process: methionyl-tRNA aminoacylation; proteolysis. The transcript has 10 exons. Gene Ontology annotation, molecular function: methionine-tRNA ligase activity; ATP binding; cysteine-type peptidase activity.